Molecule: messenger RNA, 1178 nt
Organism: Protopterus annectens (West African lungfish)
Lineage: Eukaryota; Metazoa; Chordata; Ceratodontiformes; Protopteridae
Product: uromodulin-like
Exons: 7
Coding region: 117-1178 (353 amino acids)
Biological process (GO): neutrophil migration
Cellular component (GO): apical plasma membrane; cell surface
Source: RefSeq, a predicted model, not a curated record
UCCAUCCUUAUGCCACUAAAACUCUUAAUAUUUUUUGCUUAAACUUUAGAAGGACUGGAAAGAUUCAUUACUUAUUUGUCUUGAAGAACUUUUGUACUCAGGCAUUGUUAUACAAUAUGGCUGCAUACCUAGGAAUAAUAUUGACAAUUGCUUUUAUUAAUCAAGUGUACUCCCAGUGCAGCGAGCCAUGUCUUUAUGAUGAAAUAUGCUCACCUGAUGACUCAGAAAUUUAUUCCUGUUAUUGUAAUGGAACCAUGUACAAUAUUUCCCCUAAUCCAGAUUUUCCACUACUGCUUAGUGCAGCACCAGUUUAUUGUGGUCCACAACAUUUUGCAAUAGGUAUAACACCAUGCAUGUUUCGUAAUAUGUAUCAGUAUAUGAUUCUUCAGCCAGAUGAAGACCCCACAGACAAUCAGUGCUUUGACAGCACAAAUGGAGACCUAUUUGCCAUUGUUCAAUAUCAGUUCAAUUUCAGUUCAACAAACGGUAAUUGCCAAGCAGUGACAUCAGUGAAUUCCACUCAUAUUACCUAUAGUGUUCCAGUCUGGUUCAGAUACAAUAACACUGGAUCACAGGUUAUACUUCAUAAUGACAUCAGGGUGACCUACAUGUGCUCUUAUCCAGUGACAAUGAACUCAAGCCUUGAUUUUGGUCUAUAUCCAGUAGUAAGCACCAAUAACAUAACUGUGAGUGGAUCUGGGACCUACACCACUACGAUGCAGCUGUACAAGUACUCUAAUUAUACCGGUCCCUACACAAAGACUGACCUGCCAAUUUCCUUAGCAAUAGAGACACCUUUAUACAUUGGAGCAAGUGUGCUGGGAGCUGAUUCAAGAUUUUCUUUGGUGCUAAUUUCCUGCUAUGCAACUCCAACAAAUAAUGCAGAUGAUACAAUAAAAUACAAAAUCAUCAGUGAGAGCUGUCCAAUACCAGGAUCUACUGGUGUCUCACUGAAACGUGUUGGAGAUGGUCUUACGGAUCUUUUUUCCAUUAACCUAUUUAAAUUUACCAGUGCUUCACAGGUUUACCUGCACUGCAGCUUUUCCCUCUGUCUUGGAAGAUGUGUUCCGGUAAGCAUUUACCAGUUUAAAGCUAUCUGCAUCAAUGUGCUGUGUUAUUCCCAUACUAUAUUUACCAGUGUGCACAGUAAACAUAUAAAACCAUACGUCAUUGUUUGA